Exophiala viscosa is the source of this 2831-nucleotide messenger RNA. RefSeq lists its product as uncharacterized. The coding region runs from base 216 to 2726 and encodes 836 amino acids. Lineage: Eukaryota; Fungi; Ascomycota; Eurotiomycetes; Chaetothyriales; Herpotrichiellaceae. The record is from RefSeq and is a predicted model, not a curated record. The transcript has 4 exons.
UCCAAGCUUUUAGGAAGCUCUCUGUCAUAUGAUAUUACACACUUCAUCCUGGUGAGGCCCGAGAUUUGCGCAACAGUAACAACGCAUCAAUACGCCCACAACGAUGGACAGCAUGGACCUGGCACCACUUACAUAUAGGUCGUUCAUGGCCUUGGCUAAUACUACCAACACAACUCACCCUCCGUCAACUAACCAUAGCCAUUCCCUCGGCCACCAUGCAGACAAAAGCAUGGGUAUGCUUGCUUGGUGCUCUGGUCGAAGCAGCCAGAGCUCACUCGUGGCCUUUGACGACCAUCACACCUUGUCCAUCGGCACCAGCACUGGAGCUCGAACCUAUUACCGUCACUUCUCAAUACCAAGCGGUUUCUACAUGUGAGCCGAGCUCGACCUGUCAUCGCUCUCGUUGCACGACGAUAUAUCCUCUGCGGACGUACGAAUAUGUGUCAACCGUUAUCCCUUGUCCAUACGAGUCGUCUUCUGUCUCAACCGUGACUCGUACUGAACAAUCAGUCCUGGUCUCUCGGGCCACAACGACCAUCACGAGUACCAGUCUAUCAACGAGCAUAACUGUCGUCGAAGGCACCCCCACAAUUUCGCUUGUUCCGCAAAGAGAUUACACUACAGUGUCUAAGGAAUGGUCAGCACCAUACAACAGUCUUGGACCCCUCGCAAUUGCUGGCUACUCUGGAAGUGGUCUUUGUGCCGAGUGUGAUUUCUCUCAGACGUUGGAGGUGAUUGAAUGUAUCAACAGCAGUCAGGAUCCAAUCCAGUGCAGGCGCGGACAGGAAACUUGGAUCAUCAAAGCACCACCAACCUCAUCGGCCGCUGUGGCUCACUGCUCACUUGCAACAGCAGUCCCAAGUGCGGGCGUAUAUACAUUCGCGUUUCCCCAGAUUUGCGAAGCCUUUACGCUACAAGCUCCUGCUCAAACAGUGACCAUCACAGUUGGUGAUAACGAACAUGCGAGUAUUGCUAUCAGCACCAUACAAGCCACGACGACAGUCUUUCCUGCGCAGCAGUGGACGGCGUUUGCUACACGGUCGUGCAGUGGACCAACCACAUUCAACUUCCAGGUCGAUGUCACGAAAACUAUCACUUACCAGUGGCCGCAGAUCACAUUGCAGGAUAGCUCGUCCAGCAACAUUCCGGAACCCGUCGACUGGAGUGAUUGGGAAACUACGACAGCAGCCAGCACUGGCAGUACGGCAGUGACGCACACAACGUUGCCGGUUACUUCGUCAGCGUCCGUCCAACCAGCCAGCGGGACCACCAGCAGUGGUGCUUCGACGACAAGUGUCACGUUCUCGGUCCUUUCUAGUACAACCAGCCUUUCUUCGAGCUCUACUACCACUGUCCUGGUUAGUUCAACGGGCUCUACGUCUUCCACUUCUUCACCAACUUUCACUGCUGUAAGCACAUCGGAAUUCAGUACUACUCUUUCCUCCACGCCAAUUGUGACCACCUCAACUGUGACGACGUCAGGCGUCACCACGGCUUCGGACACGAGCACCGCUUCAGGCACCGCGACCUCCAGCUCUGUCACCACCAGUCUAGUUGGAAGCACGACUAGUACAUCGUUUGCCUCGAGCAGCCAGGUCACCACGACUUCCACACCGACCACGGCAACUUCCACUACAACCCUCACUAGCACCACCAGUACUACGAGCGUCUCUCCCACCGGAUUUGUCCUUCGAAUAACGACUUCUUCUAGCUUGCGCCGUCGGGGCUUGCAGUAUUUGGGGUUCGACGCGAAUAACAAUGGCAAGGUUGUGACGGACGCUGAUUCUGCGGCAAUAUUCUUUGAGGGUGAUGGAAGCACACUUCUCUCCGACGAAAUGUACCUCGGCACGGAAGUCGCGCAAGAAGCCCCUGUGAAGCGUGUCUCGACUGUGCCUGCAGGAUUCCACGAGUGGAGCUUUUCGGGAGGACUAGCCCAGUUGCAAGGUGCAGCCGGUUUCUGCUUGGAAGACGAUGAUCUCGUAAAUGCCAUUGUUUCGAACAGUACUUGUAGCAACGCCAUCUAUCUGAUCCAGACUGCUUCGCCAGUGACAAGUUCGACUACCACUGCCACUUCGUCAACGUUCAGUUCGACCACUACUGCGGUGGACACGACUACUUCCGCAAGCCUAGAUACAACGACAACAACAACGAGCGGGACUUCAUCGGCCUCGGGCACACUGAGCACAACAACCAUCGGAACAUUGACAACGACGACUAGCUUCUCCAGUUCGUCUUCUACUUCAACGACAUCUUUCGCAUUGAGUACAACGACUGCUUCGGUAAUCAGCUCAACAAGCUUUACCACUGAACCCACUUCAAGCACCACUCAGAGUGGAUUUUCCUCCACGGCGAUAACAACUGAGACAACUACAUCAGGUACAACAAAUGCCACGACAACCAGCUCAACAAUCACGCCGACUAGCAGCACAAUCAUCACUACCACUACCUCACCAACGUCGAUGAAUACCACCACCACUACCUCGACAAGCCACUAUCACUUCCUUCACAACAGCAACCAGCAAUACAACAAUUACCACCAGCACUCCGACAACGGCAAUCAACAGUACGACCACAGGGUAUGUCAACUCGACAAGUGCAGCCUCAGAGACCACCACAGGCACUACCACAACUACAACCACCACAACAACGACCGGGUCGAGCGCGAGCCCGCAAUUACCAUCUCCCACGUACGUCUACGACCCCGAUGUGAGCGGAGACGCCGAUGAUGCCUACUACGUGCAAAGUAUUGGCGUAGACGUAGCUCUAUACGGCUAUCUCAGUGACACCCUCUACAUUUCCUCCAACGGGGUAAGUUCUGAUCCUGCUGCUGA